Molecule: messenger RNA, 3072 nt
Organism: Phragmites australis (common reed)
Lineage: Eukaryota; Viridiplantae; Streptophyta; Magnoliopsida; Poales; Poaceae
Exons: 7
Coding region: 34-3072 (1012 amino acids)
Biological process (GO): protein phosphorylation
Molecular function (GO): protein kinase activity; ATP binding
Source: RefSeq, a predicted model, not a curated record
CCGUUGCUUUCCAAUUAUUGCGUUGGCUUGCGCAUGGAUUACCAAGGAACCAAUCUUAGAGAUUUCCUUCAAACUAAUGGGCGAGUGGUGCUUCAAAGAGUGGACAACAACUAUAGCCUGAGAUAUUUCACAGAAAAUGAGAUACGGCACAUCACCAAUGGAUAUUGCACUAUGCUGGGAAAAGGGGCAUUCGGUGAGGUCUACAAAGGAAUGCUGGAUGAUCAGUCCUCAGUUGCAGUAAAGAGAUAUAUACAUGGGACCCGGAAAGAGGAAUUUGCCAAGGAGGUGAUAGUGCACUCUCAAAUAAACCACAAGAAUGUUGUUAGACUCUUGGGCUGCUGCACGGAGGAAAAUGCUCUAAUGAUUGUCAUGGAGUGUAUCUCCAAUGGAAACCUCUACAACAUCCUUCAUUGCAGCAACACUGAUGGCCACGUCGGUCGUGUUCCCUUCCCUUUGGUCAAACGUUUAGACAUUGCUAUUGAGGUUGCUGAAGUACUAUGGUGCAUGCAUUCGAUGUAUAGUCCCGUUCUUCAUGGUGACAUCAAACCUUCUAAUAUACUGUUAGACGAAGAUCUUGUACCAAAGAUAUCAGAUUUUGGAAUAGCAAGGUUGCUUUGUGCUAAUGGGGCUCAACACACCAAAAAUAUCAUUGGUUCCAUUGGUUAUCUGGAUCCUGCAUUCUGCGAGAAUGGAAUUCUAACCCCAAAGAGUGAUGUUUACAGCUUUGGAGUGGUUUUGCUGGAACUUAUCACCAGAAAGAAAGCAGUUGAUGGGACCAUUAUUCUUGCUCAAAGUUUCACUGAGGCCUGUGAAAAAGGGAAGAAGGUGAUGUUUGAUGAGGAAAUCAACGAUACAAAAAACAUGAAGUUUCUUGGAGACAUUGGGAAGCUAGCAACUAAAUGCUUGAGGAGGGAUGUCAAAACACGUCCUGAAAUGGUUGAAGUAGCGACCAAUCUAAGGAUGAUUAGAAAAUGUAUGCAGGGAGAACAAGGAAAUAUUAGUCAGCAGAAUACUAGUUUGCCAAACAACUCAAUUUCCCCAAAGGAAGUAGGGUCAGCAGCUCACCAAUUUGGCAAUCUGAAUAUCUUCACACAAGAGGAAAUGAAGAAGAUGACAAGAAACUACAGCAUGACCUUUAGGGAAGAGUUUCGUGAACGUCUAUACAGUGGAGUCCUUACCAAGGGCCAUCCAGUUAUAGUAAAACAACUUAUAACACGUUCAGAAACUGACAGAGAGAUGUUUCUGAAGACUAUGCGCAUAUUGAGUCAAAAGAAUCACAAAAACGUCGCGAAUGUUGUUGGCUUCCACUUAGGGGAAUCCAUUUCAGAGUGUGUAUAUGAAUCUUGCUGUGGUUUAUCCCAGUCAAACGAUGGUUCCAUAUCACUGUCUAACAGAAACCUUUAUGAGACUAUCUGCUCCAGGGAAAAACUUCCUCUUCAUAUACGUUUGUCGAUAGCAGUCCAGUGCGCAGAGGGCCUGGUUCAUAUCCAUUCAUUAGUAGCCGAAAAUCCUGAAUCACGUGGCACUGGCCUCUCUGGAAAUUUGAGGUCUACCAAUAUAUUUUUGGACAACAACUUCGUGCCAAAAGUCUUUAACGCUAACUUAUCAACAUUUCUUGGCCUUUCAGUUGUGCAGCGAUAUGCGGUAUCUGUUAUUCGUAUUUAUGAGCACGAAUCAAAAAAGUAUUAUUCAGAUCCAAUGGAUGUUUCUGGUCAGCUGUUCAACCCCAAAUCUGAUGUUUAUAGUUUUGGAGUUAUUCUUUUGGAACUCGUCACUUGGAAGACAGUAAGAUACAUGUCUGAUGGAAGAGCUCACGUGCUUACAACAGACAUCCUUGGUACUUGUAGAACAGACCAUAAUGCAACAAAUAUAUUUGGCAAGAAGGUUUACGAUGAACAAGGAGGGUGCUUUCUACAUGAGGCCAUUGCCAUUGCAGUUGAGUGCUUAGAACUUGAUCUCCAAAGGCGGCCAGAGAUGAGUGAUGUACUUUCCCGUCUCCGGAUCAUCGCUGAAGCUCAGAGUAUCAGAAGCAAACUCAUGGGUACACAAAACGAAAUCUCUCACGACAAUAAACCUAGCCAACACUUGGCCCCUACCCAUGUCAACAACGCUGCUAAAACUCUGCCAACUCCUGCAUCGACCAUUUCCAUGGACAAACUGAAGAAAAUAACCAGGAACUUCAGUCAUGAUGUUCUAAUAGGAGAAGGCUCACACACAAAAGUUUUCUUCGGGGUGCUUAAAGAUGGACGAAAAUCUGCGGUGAAGAAACUAGAUUCUAAUGAAGACAUUCUAGUGCAGAUUCCAGCUAUUUCAGGAAUGUCGAAGCAUGAAAAUGUUAUCGAACUUCUUGGAUAUUAUUUCAAAGAGAAAAUUCGUGUUCUUGCUUAUGAGUACGCACCAAGGGGCUCCUUGCAUGAUAUUCUUCAUGGUAAGAAGGGUGUCAAGGGAGCCCAACCAGGACCACCUCUGUCAUGGGUGCAGCGUGUGAAGAUUGCUGUAAGUGCUGCAAAAGGGCUUCAGUUCCUCCAUGAGACGGUGGAUCCUCCUAUCAUCCACACCAACAUCAAGUCCAGCAACAUACUUCUCUUUGAUGAUGAUGUUGCAAAAAUAGGUGACCUCGGUGUCUCAAGGAUUGUGGUCUAUGACUACGGUUAUACCUCUCUUCGUCGUCCGUAUGAUUAUGAAUAUGAAUAUGAAUAUGAAGCACCUGAGUGCUUAAUGACAGGACAGUAUAGCAUAAAGAGCGAUAUCUACAGGUUUGGGGUUGUACUGUUGGAACUUUUAACCGGUCGUAAAUUAGUUGAUCAUACACUGCCGCGUGGCCAGAUGGGCCUUGUGACAUGGGCUACACCAAGGCUUAGCAAAGAAAAGGUGAAACAAUGCAUAGAUCCAAGGCUUGGAGGAGGAUACCCACCCAAGGCUGUCGCCAAGAUGGCUGCUGUUGCUGCGCUGUGCAUUCAGUACGAGGCGGACUUCCGGCCCAGCAUGAGCAUCGUCGUUAGUGCUCUGAGCCCGUUACUGCAAAGCACGUCAAGUAAUCACCCCAGCAUUGGUGAAGCACCUGGAGUGUGA